Molecule: messenger RNA, 6010 nt
Organism: Mobula hypostoma (lesser devil ray)
Lineage: Eukaryota; Metazoa; Chordata; Chondrichthyes; Myliobatiformes; Myliobatidae
Gene: plb1
Product: phospholipase B1
Exons: 59
Coding region: 63-4709 (1548 amino acids)
Biological process (GO): phospholipid metabolic process
Cellular component (GO): brush border membrane
Molecular function (GO): A2-type glycerophospholipase activity; phosphatidylcholine lysophospholipase A1 activity; retinyl-palmitate esterase activity
Source: RefSeq, a predicted model, not a curated record
AGUGUUUGGAAGAUAGUUCACUCUAUUAACUUUCUGAGGUGACAAGCUCCCAGGAUUCUUGAAUGCUGCCAAACCAAACGAUGGGACUGCGAAAUGCAAACAUAUUGAUGCUCUCUCUUUGCCUGUGGUUAAUUCAAGGGUUUUCAGGGAAUCUAGCUGAAAGGAAGUAUAUUGAGGAAAAGGAGAAUGACAUCAUUCUACUGGGAAAUGGAGGGACCCUCACGGAUCCUGAUAUUGGCUGUGUUGAGGGAACUUUUUCCAGCCCACCUUCUGAUUCAGUCCACACUUUGAGACCGUCAGAGAUCAAGGUUGUUGCAAUGAUGGGGGAUUCACUCGUUGUUGGUUCACCACAGGACACUGAACAGUCGACAAGAGUUGAUGAGGAUCCAUCUCUCAGGAUGCAAAGCCCCUUUCCAGAUAUUUUGAAAUUAUUUAAUCCUGACCUCAUUGGAUACUCUCAAGACAACAGAAGCCAUGAGAACUCACUGGACCAAUCUACUCUGAAAGUGAAAGCUGAGGAAUUGCCAGGACAGGCUUUAAAACUGGUGAGCAGUUUAAAAAAUCAACCGCACAUCAACUUUCAGAGGGAUUGGAAGCUGAUUACAGUUUACAUCGGCCUUGCUGAUCUCUGUGCAUAUUGCACAAAUAAGGAAUAUUACUCACCAGAAAAUGUUGCAUUCAGACUUAAAGAGGCUCUGGAUAUUCUGUAUCAAGAGGUACCACGAGCCUUUGUGAAUGUUGUGGAGAUGCAGAGCAUCGACAGCCUCCUCCAGCACAGUGACCCAAAAUUCUCUGUACGUGAACCAAGGGGUUUUUGUGACUGCUUGGUUAAACUCCACAACUCAGGAAAGUUAUCAGCAUACAACGUUAGUAGGGACUUCAGGAAUGCCGUUCAGGAACUGGUGUACUCCGGGAUCUAUGACAAGCGCGGGGAUUACACGGUGGUUCUGCAACCCUUCAUUAGGAACUUGGAGCUUCCGCUCACUGCGAGUGGCAAAGCUGAUCCCAGUUACUUAUCGCAGGAUGGCCUCCAUUUCAGUUUCAAGAGCCGCACCCUUUUAGCCAGUGGACUUUGGAAUAAUAUGCUCGAACCCGCUGGGCAGAAAAACACAGUCCUUAAAUUAUCACCAGCAGCCCCUCGGUUGCUUUGCCCAACCAAGGAAAGGCCCUACCUCUUCACUUAUCAGAAUAGCAACUAUGGACUGAACCUGCAAGGAGAGGCCAGAAGCUCAGGCUGGAAGGAUCUUGGCAGUGAAGUGACUUGCACGGAAAGGGCACCGUCUAACACAGUUCCAGUCUCAGUCCACAAGCUCAGACCAGCAGAUAUAAAGGUGAUCGCUGCUCUCGGAGAUUCUAUCACAGCAGGUAAUGGGGCAGGAGCAAAGCCCAAUGACCUCCUUGGAGUUCUCACCCAGUUCCGAGGUCUCUCAUGGAGCAUCGGAGGAGACAAUAAUAUAACAACCAUCACCACUCUGACAAACAUUCUCCGAGAGUUUAACCCUUCUUUGGUUGGAUAUUCCACUGGUACUGGUCGUCAAGACACCCCACAAUCUUUCUUGAACCAGGCUGUUGCAGGAGCUGUUUCUGGGGAGUUGAUGGAACAGGUCAGGAAACUGUUGCAGCUGAUGAAAAAUAAUUCGAGAAUCAACUUUCAGGAAGAUUGGAAGAUGAUUACCCUGUUUAUUGGAGGGAAUGAUCUCUGUGACUAUUGCCUGGACACUACCAAAUUUUCUCCAGAUAACUUUGUCAAGAACAUACGGGAAGUACUGGAUACACUUCACAGGGAGGUCCCAAGGGCCCUUGUGAACUUGGUGACAAUUCUCAACAUUGUUCCAUUACGGGAGCUUGUCACUGACACACGAAUGAAAUGUCCACUGUUCCUCUUAAAGUCACUUUGCAGGUGUGUCAUUAACCCUCUGGACAACUCGACAGAGUUGAACGAACUGAAAACCCUAAAUCAGGAAUAUCAGAGGCGAACGCACUUAUUGAUUGAGUCUGGAAGGUACGACAGCAAGGAGGACUUUACCGUGGUCAUCCAGCCAUUUCUCGAGGACAUCCGAAUGCCAAGGGACAAGAACGGCAUGCCUGAUAAGUCCUACUUUGCACCAGACUGCUUUCAUUUCGAUGUGAAGGCCCACUCACAGGCAGCGCGGGCUCUGUGGAAGAACCUGCUGGAGCCAGUGGGCCAAAAGACUAUGAAUCAAUCACUUGAUGAGCCCAUUUACCUCAACUGUCCUUCAAAGGAUGAGCCGUACUUGAGAACAUACAAAAACAGUAAUUAUACUUAUCCAAAUAACUCUGGGCCAACAACCUCAGUGGCCCCCAGCAGCAUUCAAACUACAGUCAUAACAACGCAGAAGUCAUUUACAUCACAAGUGUCCUUACAAACUACACCAUCCAUCCCUGGAACCACAGGAGAGCCCAAUCAGGUUUAUGGCAGUAAACUGCUUUGCAAAGACAAACAUCCAUCAGAUGUCAUUCCAAACUCAGUUCAUUCUUUGCGACCAGCAGAUGUGAAAGUUGUCGGUGCUGUGGGAGACUCUCUGACGGCAGGCAACGGGAUAGGCUCAAAAUCCAAUGACAUUCUGGAUGUGUUAACGCAGUAUAGGGGGCUGUCCUUCAGUAUUGGAGGGGAUGGAUCAUUGCGAACUACUACAACUCUACCAAAUAUCCUCCGUGAAUUUAACCCUUCUUUGACUGGAUUUUCUACUGGAAAAGGGAACCUUGAGAAGCCAAACGUGUUCCUGAAUCAGGCUUUCCCUGGAGCUUUGGCCGGAGAUCUUCCAGGUCAAGUGAGAAAAUUAGUAGACAUCAUGAAAAAUAAUUCGAAAAUUGACUUUCAGAACGACUGGAAGAUCAUCAACCUCUUUAUCGGGGGCAACGACUUGUGCAAUUACUGCACAGAUUCGGCAUAUUUUUCCGCUAUAAACUUUGCUAAACGGAUUGAGGAAGCACUGGAUAUCCUCCACAAUGAGGUUCCCAGAGCAUUCGUCAACUUGAUCGAGACUUUGGAACUCAUUCCGUUACGACGUCUUUAUCAGGAUAAGGAAGUGAGCUGCCCCAGAACACUUAUGAGGAUGUUGUGUUUCUGUGUUAUGAAACCCAGUGAAAACUCUCCAGAGCUGGAGAUGAUGUCUGAAGCAAACAAGGCCUAUCAGCAUACCACUCGAAUGCUUGUUGAAUCAGGCCGAUAUGACACACGAGAAAAUUUCACAGUCGUCUUGCAGCCUUUUUUCCACCAUGUGCGGAUCCCAGUUUUAGAAAAUGGGCAUCCAGACACCUCGUUCUUUGCCCCAGACUGUUUCCAUUUAAGUAGGAAGUUCCACACACAGGUGGCAAGAGCUCUCUGGAACAACAUGUUACAACCUGUGGGUGAAAAGUCCGAUUUCCAAGAUGUUACGGCGAACAUCUCCCUGAGCUGCCCAUCACAGGAUCAACCUUUUCUUCGAACAUUCAAGAACAGCAACUACACAUACCAAGGUGCAGAUCCAACGGCUGCACCCCCUCAGAAUUGGGGGAGUGACCUCUCCUGUGUGGAAAACCAGCCGUCAGAAGCUGUGCCAACAUCAGUUCACAAGAUUCGGCCUGCUGAUAUUAAAGUCACAGCAGCGCUGGGAGAUUCUAUAACCGCUGGAUUCGGAGCACGGGCAAAGAACCUGUUUGAACUGCGAACUGAAUAUCGAGGCAUUUCAUGGAGCAUUGGUGGAGACAAAACGCUUGAGGUUGUGACUACUCUGCCCAACAUAUUGAAGAAGUUUAAUCCAAAAGUCCACGGCUUUGCCUCAGGAAUUGGAAAUCUGAAAAGCAAAUUCAACGUGGCAGUCUCGGGCUCAAAGGCCAACGAUAUGGCAAAUCAGACCCACAGACUGAUUCAGCUGAUGAAGGACAGUCCGGAAAUUGAUUUUGAAAAGGACUGGAAAGUCAUCACUCUUUUCAUUGGAGCCAAUGACCUCUGUGAAUACUGCAUGAAUAAGGAGAUGUAUUCUGCGGAUAAUUACGUGAAACAUAUUCAGGAGGCACUGGAUACACUGCAGAAAAAGGUGCCAAGAGCUUUUGUAAAUGUUAUGCAAUUACUCGAAAUGAAGGGGAUUCGAAGGAUUAAGAAGAACACAAUCGGCUGUGCAUUACUUCAGAAGAACAUCUGUCCCUGCUUUCUGAAGCUGAGAGACAAUUCUCCUGAACUGAGUGAAAUGUUGAUAGUUAACAGGGAGUAUCAGACCAAACUGACUGCAUUGAUUGACAGUGGAAAAUACGACACAACUGAAGACUUCACGGUUGUGUUGCAACCUUAUUUCACAAAUACUAUCGUUCCAUUGAACAUCAUGGGCCUGCCGGACCUGAGCUUCUUUUCAGUAGAUUGCUUCCAUUUAAGUGAACGAGGACAAGCCGAGAUGGCCAUUGGUUUAUGGAACAACAUGCUGGAACCAGUUGGACACAAGCAAAAUUACAACAAUUUCACCUAUGACAGAAGCAAGCUGAAGUGUCCAAGCUCUGGCUCACCUUACUUGUUCACACGAAGAAACAGUGCUGUGGAACCAGAGGUCACACCUGGAAGUGGGGCGGAGCAGAAAAUUUGGGUGCCUAUACUCAUAGCCUUGGCAGGAGUGAUCAUAGGGGCAGCAGUUGUCCUGAUCAUGGCAAAGCUGAGAUCCUUGAAAAGCAAAAGGCACAAUGAGAAACCGAUGGAGCUGUAUGGAAUUAAACUAUAAGACAUGGAUUAUUGAGAGUUGCUGUGAUUCUAUUUCAUUGGCUCUUUUCAGGUUCAAAUUUUCAUUUAUUAUCAAAGUAUACAACUCUGAACUUCUUCUUCUCCAGAUAGCCACAGAAUCAAGAAAGAAAAGAACAGCAGCACAGUCAUCCCCCAAAAUCCCUCCUUCCCACACAAAAAAAUGAACAAAAAUGGAACAGGCACAUUGAUCCCCAAAUCCCUCUCCACGCACAUGAGAAAAUUGAGAGAGAUUGGGUGAGAAACACAGAAUAUUAAAAAACUGAAAAAAGAAGUCUACAGUCCAAGUCCAUAUCCAAAACACAGAAAACCUGGGUAAUAUUCUUUGGGCACAGCGGCAGGCCUUUCCCUCUCCAGCAGCAGAGCAAUCCCAACUGCGAUCAAAAGGCAGUCUCCCCUCUCUGUAGCAGAGUGAUCCCAACAACGAUCAAAAGGCAGUCACCACUCUCCUGCAGCAGAGCGAUCCCUCCAGUGACCAAAAAGCAGGCAGCCAACGCUCAACUUCCACAUUUCUCUCAAUGUUUUAAUCUCUCUUGUCACUCUAAUCAGCAAACAACGGAAGCUUUAAUUGGCAAAAUGGAGUCGUAUAGCUGCUCCUGCUCCAUCCCACAGACUUCCCGCCAUGAGUUUCGCGCACAUUGGCUCUGCCUCCCAGAAUCCUCUUGGAGAUUGCAGAAUGCGGGAACACUUAGACAAACUCCAAACUCCCAAUCAGGGGCUCCAACAGUUUCAGAAUCAUAUUCAGGACGAAAAACAAAUGUAAGAGACAUAAAAGAAGUGAAAUAUAUGGUUUUGUGAUCUAUCCAGAAGAUGCUGACUGAAGGAGCGUUGUACGCAGGCGCCAUCUUGAAAAGAAGUGCACAUUAGUACAACAAAAACUUGAGGUCUCCAAUUUCUCUCUGUUGCAGUGUACUCCAGGAAUCCGUUUUUGUUUACUGUCACUAUUAAAACCCUUGUGUGCAUACUCAUAGCAAAGCCAAUAUCAGCACAUUAGACCACCUGAGCAAUUGUUUUUUCUAUCUCAAUUGGCCAUGUUGGGAAAAUGGCCUGGGCACUUCCUUAGCAGGCCAGGCAAUAUUUCGGGCCAAGACCCUUCAUCAGCACUGGGGAAAUAAAGAUGAGGUUAGAGUGACUUUCUUCAUAACUUCCACCAUCUCCUCAACUGCCACAAUGAGGCCACACUCAGGUAGGAGGAGCAACACCUUAUCUUUUGUGUGGGUAGACUCCAACCUGACGGCAUGAACAUCAAUUUCUCAAACUUCCAGUAACUGCCCACCCCCUCCC